AUGGGCUCGAGCCAAUCCUCCAGGCGGUACACCUCGCAUGCGCAACCGCCGCGUGUCGGCAACCGCUUCGCCACCCCGAGCACCGAGUAUAGGAGUCUUAAGGAGAAGGCCGCUAAACAGAAGCGACAGCAGCAGGAACAGGAAGAUGUGCCGCCGCCGUAUGAGAUGGCAGGUGAGGUGGUUACCAAUGCCGUCGCACCUCCACACCGCACGCCGACGGGAUCGACGCACGACGCCGACGACUACGAUCCCACGGUAGACGGCGUUCUGGAUAUGGUCGAUUGGGCGCUGGAUAGCUCGGACGACAAGGCGAACAGGGCUGAGAAGAAGGCCAAGAGCGCUGAGCGGAAACGAGCGAAGGAGGCGAAGAGGGCUGACAAAGCCGCCGACAAAGCAACGUCGCAGGCAUCCAAAGAAGGGGACAAGAGCACAAAACGCGCGGCCCAACAGGCUGGCAAGGACGCCAAGCGCGCCUCCAAGGAGGCUCACCGGGUCAUAAAGAAGGACGAGAAGGACAAAGCUAAGGCGGAGAAGAAGGCCCGUCGCGCACUGCGCAGGGCGACGAAGAUGAAGCGCAGAAGCGAGAGGAUUUCCGCAUCCUCUGUGGUGAAGGCCGAGCGCGCAGCGCGCAAGGCUAAAGCUCGGGCAGAGAAGGCGACAGCUAAGGCGCACCAGAAGGCCGAGAAAGCGCAAAUGCUAGCCAAGACGGCCACAAUUGCCGCUGCAACGCACGCGAGCUCGCCACGAGCCCCGCUCAAGGUCAAGGCCAAGGACAAGGUCGAGGCUGCACCUCUUUCACCUCACACCACGCUCCAUCCACUUCCGUCUCCCUCCAUGUCCUCGCCCGCAUCUCGGUCCGCCCUCCUGCCACAGGGCUUCCUUUGGGAUUCGGCUUCGCCACACGCAUCCCCGAGCCUGUCCUCGUCCAACACGAGCAGCUCUGGUAGCCAGCAACCCGUAUCUGCUCCUCUCCCCCUCCUCCCUCGCGGACACGACCCUCCCCCGCUGCCACCGCGGAAGGAGGAUAACUCUCUGCCGCAUCUGACAAACCGUGAGGGGCUGUCAGGCUUCCCGAGCGACGACAAGACCCGACUCGAACUUGAAUACGAGAACCUUGCGAUCGAGAUGGCGUACCCCACACACGGACACACUUUGUAG
Molecule: messenger RNA, 1158 nt
Organism: Cutaneotrichosporon cavernicola
Lineage: Eukaryota; Fungi; Basidiomycota; Tremellomycetes; Trichosporonales; Trichosporonaceae
Exons: 2
Coding region: 1-1158 (385 amino acids)
Source: RefSeq, a predicted model, not a curated record